Staurois parvus is the source of this 631-nucleotide messenger RNA. The record is from the annotation of a GenBank genome assembly. NCBI's taxonomy places the organism in Eukaryota, Metazoa, Chordata, Amphibia, Anura, Ranidae.
UGGGUGGAGCUCCGCUUUAAGGGCCAGUUCACACUGUGUUCCUGCGCAAUUUCUGUGUGACUCACUGUGGUCAGAUUGCACAACCAGUGCAUUUUGGACACGAUGUGGGAAGCAUGGGCUUCCCACACCACAUUCUAGUGUGAACAAGCCCACAUUUAAGUUUUACUAAACCUAGGACCCUGCAUUCACUAUAUCUGGUCUCUCAGGAUCCUGCAUUCACUAUAUCUGGUCUUCCAGGACCUGCAUUCACUACAUCUGGUCUCCCAGGACCUGCAUUCACUACAUCUGGUCUCCCAGGACCAUGCAUUCACUACAUCUGGUCUCCCAGGACCCUGCAUUCACUAUAUCUGGUCUCCCAGAACCCUGCAUUCACUAUAUCUGGUCUCCCAGGACCCUGCAUUCACUAUAUCUGGUCUCCCAAGGCCCUGCAUUCACUAUAUCUGGUCUUCCAGGAUCCUGCAUUCACUACAUCUGGUCUCCCAGGACCUGCAUUCACUAUAUCUGGUCUCCCACAGACAUGCAUUCACUAUAUCUGGUCUCCCACAGUACACAGAACACAGAAAAGCAAUUAUAUUAGUAAAUGUAAAUAGCUAAAUACCUUUUCUCAUCAGCAGUUAGAGCAGGCUUGUGA